CUUCCACACUACUCAAGACUUGGCUCUCUCUCCCGUAAUAUCUUUGUAAAUCUCUAUUUUUUGAUCGUUGAUUCUGCAUGGGCAGUUUGAUACACAACAAUGGAAUAUGUCCAGAACCAGAACCAGAAACAGGAGGAUGGGGCAUCCAGAUUGUUGAGUCUGAGUUCCCAGUGAUGAAAAAAACGCAGAGUGGAGCCUACUUAACGUGGGAGGAUAUUGGGGUAUCUGUUUCAAGCUCUAAGAGGAGUGUAGGCAACGAACAAAUACUCACUGGUGUUACUGGAUAUGCUAAACCAGGAGAGAUUGUUGCCAUUAUGGGCCCUUCCGGCUGUGGCAAGUCCACUCUCCUUGAUUCUUUGGCUGGGCGCUUAGCUUCAAACAUAAGGCACAGUAGUGGACGAAUUCUAAUCAAUGGUCGUAAACAAAGACUUACAUAUGGUACAAUGUCGUAUAUGGCUCAAGAACAAGUUCUAACAUGGACUCUAACGGUUAAGGAAACAGUAUACUACUCAGCUGAACUUCAGCUGCCUAAGUUGAUGGCAAAAUCAGAAAAAAGGCAGAGAGCUGAUAGAAUUAUAAGGGAGAUGGGACUUCAAGAUUCUAUCAACACUAGAAUCGGAGGCUGGGGAAUCAAAGGACUUAGUGGUGGUCAAAAGCGGCGUCUAAGCAUCUGUUUAGAACUCUUGACACACCCCAAGAUUCUGUUGCUUGAUGAGCCUACAAGUGGUCUUGACAGCGCAUCAUCAUACUAUGUCAUGAACCAGAUUGUGAAGCUCACUCACGAAUACCAGAUGACGGUUUUAACAGCCAUUCAUCAACCUAGUAGUCAAGUUUUCGGGCUUUUCAACAAUCUCUGUCUUCUCUCUUUGGGGAAAGCAGUGUACUUUGGUCCUACUUUUGCAGCAAACCAGUUUUUUGCAGUAAAUGGUUUUCCUUGUCCAGAUCUACAAAAUCCUGCAGAUCAUUACCUCAUGACUAUAAAUACGGAUUUUAAUGAGGAUACAGUUGGUGGAAAGAUUCCUGUUGAGAAAGUAAUCGAAGUACUAGCAGAAUCCUACAAGUCAUCUAAUAUAUAUAAGAAAGUCCGUUGUGAUAUAGCUACACUAUGUGGAGUGGAAGGAGACGUCAUUGAGAAAAAAGGAAGCCUGCAAGCCAAUUUCAUUACACAAUGUUUAGUGCUAACGGAAAGGUCGUUCAUAAACAUGUAUCGUGAUCUAGGAUAUUACUGGUUGCGACUUGGUAUAUAUAUUGGUUUGGGUGUGGCAUUAGGAACACUCUUUUACCAAAUUGGUUUGGGAUUCGACUCAGUAAAUGCUAGGAUUUCAAUGCUCAUGUUUGUUUCUACAUUCCUGACCCUUUUAGCCAUUGGUGGGUUCCCGUCUUUCGUGGAGGAAAUGAAGGUUUUUCAUUUGGAAAGAUUAAAUGGGCACUACGGGGUUGGAUCAUUUGUUGUCAGCCAUACCAUCUCCUCAACGCCAUACCUACUUGUCAUCUCUUUAAUCCCAGGAGCUAUAGCUUACUUCCUCGUUGGGCUUCAACGAGAACCCAGGCUAUUCAUCUAUUUCUCAUUAGUUGUCUUUGUGUCAAUGUUGUUGGUUGAAGGUCUUAUGAUGCUCGUAGCUUCUGUUGUUCCAAAUUUGCUCAUGGGCAUCAUUUCUGGUGCUGGGAUCGUAGGUUUGAUGAUACUGGGUGCAGGGUUCUUUCGUUUGCCAAACGAUCUACCAUAUUUCUUCUGGAAAUACCCUUUGUACUAUAUUUCACUCCACAGGUACGGAUUACAAGGAUUAUACAAAAAUGAGUUUAAAGGGCUAAUGUUUCCUCAGUAUGUGGGAGGUCCUCCUACAGUUGAUGGUGAGAUGAUAUUGAACAGUGCAUUGCACAUCGCGACCGGAGUUUCUAAGUGGAUUGAUCUUGGCAUCUUGUUUGGUAUGGCUGUCGCAUACAGGAUAAUACUCUUUUGUUCUAUUAAAGCAACAGAGAGAGUAAGGCCCAUUAUUAAAGCUUUCAUGUCGAAAUCUACUCAUGGGAACUAGAAAUGCUUCCAAAGAAUCCCAUUUGUCAUUUGUUUUAUAUAUAUUUUAUUGUCUACAUGAACCCGAAAGUCCAAGUGUACUCAGGACCUCGAAUGUAUGCCUUUCAAUUCUUCGUCUAUCGUUUUCUGUUUCCCUGUACUUGAUCGAUGAUGUACCAUAGUUAAAUGAAAAAGUUAAUUUAUUGGAGCAUUUUAUAAGUUAC
Lactuca virosa is the source of this 2235-nucleotide messenger RNA. NCBI's taxonomy places the organism in Eukaryota, Viridiplantae, Streptophyta, Magnoliopsida, Asterales, Asteraceae. The record is from the annotation of a GenBank genome assembly.